GAGGCUCAGCUCCUGCCGUCUCCAGGCCUCGCGCUGCGCCCUGCUGGAAAUGCCGUGCGGGGUUCAGCGUGCAUUCACCUCAUCCGUGCUCAGCCCCUCGUUCUGAGGGGGACAAGGGCAGCUGAUCCCGGCCGAGCCCGUCCGUGAGGGCGGCCCAGGAGCGGCUCGCCAUGCCCACGGUGGUGGUGGUGGACGUGUCGCUGUCCAUGACGCGGCCCGUGUCGGUGGAGGGCUCCGAGGAGUACCAGCGCAAGCACCUGGCUGCCCACGGGCUCACCAUGCUCUUCGAGCACAUGGCCACCAACUACAAGCUGGAGUUCACGGCCUUGGUGGUGUUUUCAUCCCUCUGGGAGCUCAUGGUGCCCUUCACAAGAGACUACAACACACUCCAGGAAGCCCUCAGUAACAUGGAUGAUUAUGACAAAACCUGUUUGGAGUCAGCGCUGCUGGGGGUUUGCAAUAUUGUGCAGCAGGAGUGGGGGGCAGCAAUUCCUUGCCAGGUUGUCCUGGUCACCGACGGCUGCCUGGGCAUCGGCCGGGGCUCCCUGCGCCACUCCCUGGCCACCCACAGCCAGCGCAGCGACAGCAACAGGUUCCCCCUGCCCUUCCCGUUCCCGUCCAAGCUCUACGUCAUGUGCAUGGCCAACCUGGAGGAGCUUCAAAGCACAGAUUCCUUAGACUGCCUGGAACGGCUCAUUGAUUUAAACAAUGGGGAAGGGCAGAUUUUCACCAUUGAUGGCCCCCUGUGCCUGAAGAAUGUGCAGUCCAUGUUUGGAAAGCUAAUAGACCUGGCUUAUACACCAUUCCAUGCUGUCCUCAAGUGUGGCCACUUAACAUCUGAUGUGCAAGUAUUUCCCAGACCAGAGCCUUUCAUUAUAGAUGAGGAAAUAGACCCCAUUCCUAAAGCAAUUAAUACAGAUCUAGAAAUUGUUGGGUUUGUAGAUAUUGCAGACAUUUCCAGCCCUCCUGUCUUGUCCAGACACUUGGUACUGCCCAUUGCACUUAACAGAGAGGGGGAUGAGGUGGGACCUGGGAUCACAGAUGACACUGAAGAUGAGAAUUCAGCUAAUCAGAUUGCUGGGAAAAUCCCCAACUUCUGUGUUUUAUUACAUGGCAGCCUGAAAGUGGAAGGCAUGGUGGCUCUCGUCCAGUUGGGGCCAGAGUGGUAUGGAAUGCUUUAUUCACAAGCUGAUAGCAAGAAGAAAUCAAACCUCAUGAUGUCACUCUUUGAACCUGGUCCUGAGCCCCUCCCAUGGCUGGGGAAGAUGGCACAGCUUGGCCCCAUUUCAGAUGCAAAAGAAAAUCCUUAUGGAGAGGAUGACAACAAGAGCCCCUUCCCUCUGCAGCCCAAGAACAAGCGCAGCUACGCUCAGAAUGUCACGGUGUGGAUCAAGCCCAGUGGCCUGCAGACAGAUGUACAGAAGAUCUUGAGAAAUGCAAGGAAACUCCCUGAAAAAACACAGACCUUCUAUAAAGAGCUGAACCGUUUGCGAAAGGCAGCUCUGGCCUUCGGCUUCCUGGAGCUGCUGAAGGGCGUGGCUGACAUGCUGGAGCGGGAGUGCACGCUGCUGCCCGACACCGCCCACCCCGACGCCGCCUUCCAGCUCACACACGCGGCCCAGCAGCUCAAGGUGGCAAGUACUGGGGCCUCGGAAUACGCUGCCUAUGAUCACAACAUUGCUCCUCUGCAGACUGACUUUUCCAGCAGCAGCACUGAGAGAAUGUGAAGUCUCCAUUUUGGGAGCUUCUCUAGAUUAAGGCUCAAGCAGUUCAGAUUUUCUUCUGGCCUGUUCAAUUGCUGUUUGAAGAACUUCCUAUCCAAACGGGGAAGUUUUGCAUCAGUGCUCUCUAAACAAACGCAGCUCGUUUGUGGUGGCUGUUAGUCAGACCUGGAAACUGUGGAAAGUGUCCCAAACCCAGUGGUGGUGUUGGAUGAUGGGUAGAAGUUUAGUACAUGUGAGGAGACAAAAAAAUGCCAUUGGCAGCUCUUGGAUUUUGGCCUCCCCAAAAUGCAGUUACUACACAAUCGAACUUGCUGGUGAAAGUAUCCUAAAAGGCAGCUACUACACUUUAAACAUCAACUUGAUUAGUCCAAAGAAAGGUGUGAAAAGCACCCUGCAGGAUCAGAUACAAAACUGAUUUUGGGGUGUUGGCCCUGACUUUAUGCCCAGACUGUUUGUACUAAGCAUUAUCACUUGCAUUGCAGUGCUUAUGCUUCUGAAAGUAACUUGAUCUUGGGACAUAUGUUUUUUUUAUUUGCAUAAUACAAAUAAAGAGUAAUUCUUCAUGAAAAUUUAA
Molecule: messenger RNA, 2298 nt
Organism: Zonotrichia albicollis (white-throated sparrow)
Lineage: Eukaryota; Metazoa; Chordata; Aves; Passeriformes; Passerellidae
Gene: INTS14
Product: integrator complex subunit 14
Biological process (GO): snRNA 3'-end processing
Cellular component (GO): integrator complex
Source: RefSeq, a predicted model, not a curated record